AUGAUUGAUAAAUCUGACGAUGAAAAUAUUACUCGAGACUUACUUGUUCGUUUACAAGAAUCACGUAUAACACUGAAUACUCUGCAAAAAACGGGUAUUGGAAAAACCGUGAAUAAUUUACGACGACUAAUUACCAAUGAAGAUUUAUCAAGUGUUGCUAAAGGUCUUCUGAAAAAUUGGAAAAAACUUGUACCCGAAACUUCAUCAGUAUCAGCAAAUAAAGAUGACAAACAAUCAAUAACAAGUAGUAAUAGUAACAGUCAAAGUUCACAAGAAAUAAAUGUAGCUAAUGGAAAAACUACUGAUUCUAAUAAAUUCACUAAAGAAAAAUCAUUUGAAAGACGCUCAACAUCAAAUAAUUAUACAGCAUUACAUACUGAAGAUGAAUUUCGAUUAAAAUCGCGUGAUCUUUUAACCGCUGCUCUUUCAGUUUCUGAACUUCCCGAAGGCUCUGUUGAUCCAGCGGAAUUAUCUGCUCGUAUUGAAGAUGCUAUUUAUAAAGAACUUAAAGAUACAGGUGGUAAAUAUCGUAAUCGUAUCCGUAGCCGUAUUUCAAAUUUAAAAGAUGUCAAAAAUCCAAAUCUACGUAUAAACGUUCUUCUCGGUAUAAUUACACCACAACGAUUAGCUGUACUCACUGCUGAAGAAAUGGCAAGUGAUGCAUUAAAACAAGAACGAUCAAAAUUAACCGAUUUAGCUAUUAAUGAAUGUCAACUUGCUGUUGAUGAAGGCACUGGCACUGAUCUUAUUCAAUGCAAAAAAUGUAAACAAAAUAAUUGUGCUUACACAGAAGCUCAAACACGUAGUGCUGAUGAACCCAUGACUUUGUUUAUUCUUUGCAAAAGUUGUGGACAUCGUUGGAAGAUUUUCUAUUUUCUCGUUUUAUUCAUGUCUGGUGGAACAAAUAAAUCAGCUGCUCAGUUAAUGACUGAAGCAAAUAAAAAAGCUAAAUCAGCUAAUGGACUUUUUCAACGUAUGCUUGGAUCGGGUAGUACAAUGAAUGAAGAUGCUCGUGAACUUUAUAUUCAAGCGGGUAAUGCUGGAAGAGCUGAAGGUAAUUAUCCAACAUCUGUCGAAGCUUAUAAACGAGCAUUAGAUUUAAGUACUGAAGAUUUUGAAAAAGCUCCAAUGUAUGAAGCCAUAGCAUCAUCAUAUAGAAUGUUUGAUUUACCUCAAGCUAUACCACCAUUAACACGUGCUGCUGAAUUACAUAUGACUCAAGGUAAAUGGACAAUGGCAUCACAAAUAUUCGAAAAAAUUGCUGAAUUAUAUGAACAAAUGAAUGAUUAUGAAAAUAUGAUGAAAUGUUUAAAAGAAGCAUAUCGAUUUUUAAAACAAGAAGGACAAAAAGCAGGUGCAAAUAGAGUACAAAAGAAAAUGGCAGAAACACUUGUACUUCAACAUGAAUUUUUUGAAGCACAACAACAAUUUGAAGAAAUGGCUGAGAAAACAAAAGAUGAUGCUAUGCUUAAAUUUACUGCUAAAGAUCAUUGGUUAAAAGCAGCAAUGUGUGCAUUAUGUAUUGAUGUUGAAAAUGCUAAUACAGCAUUGAAUCGAUAUAUAAAUGAUAAUCCAUUAUUUGAAGAACGAUCAAUUGAAGUAAAAUUACUUCGUCAAUUAAUUACUGAUGUUGAAGAACAAAAUACAGAAUCAUUUUUUAAACAUUUUGAUGAUACAGCAUUAUCAACAUUACGCGCUGAUCGAAUAUUUCGCUCAAUGAUUGAUGAUAUUGCAAAAAAGAUCAAUGGUGAUUUUGAUCUUAAAUAA
This is a messenger RNA of Rotaria sp. Silwood2, 1767 nucleotides long. The record is from the annotation of a GenBank genome assembly. NCBI's taxonomy places the organism in Eukaryota, Metazoa, Rotifera, Eurotatoria, Philodinida, Philodinidae.